AUGCAGUGUGUCAAAACUGUAAGCUACUCAUUUAUAUUCAAUGGGGUGCCAACUGAACCAUUUCCAGCUGCUAAAGGAUUAAAGCAAGGGGACCCAAUCUCUCCUUUCCUUUUUGCCAUAGCAAUGGAAUACUUGAGUAGAGGACUAGAUGCACUCAUACAUGAUCAGAAUUAUAAAUUCCACCCAAAAUGCAAGAAGUUGGGAAUCACACAUUUGAGUUUUGCGGAUGACUUGCAACUACUUGCUAGAGGUGACCUCCCAUCUAUUGAAGCUAUGCAAAAGGUAUUCACUCAAUUUUCUAAGGACUCUGGACUACAAGCUAAUCUGAAUAAGAGUUCUAUACAUAUGGGUGGAGUGUCUUCAGACCAAAAGGAGCUAAUUAUACAACAAUGUGGGUAUGUUAAAGGGGAUUUGCCAUUCAAGUACUUAGGUAUUCCAUUAGCAACCAAGAAAUUAUCAGUCCUACAAUGGCAAACUUUGAUUGAUAAAAUUGUUGCUAGGAUAUCUAAUUGGACUGCCAAAAAACUCUCAUAUCCUGGCAGGUUACAGUUAGUUCAAACUCUUAUUUUUGGAAUCCAGUCUUAUUGGGCACAACUAUUUGUAAUACCAAGUAAAGUGCUCAAACUAAUUGAUGCAUAUUGCAGAAGUUAUGUAUGGUCGGGUGGUAAUGUGAUUACUAGAAAGGCCCUUGAAGCUUGGGAGAGACUGUGUAGUCCCAAAUCUUGUGGAGGACUGAAUUUGACCAAUCUCCAACUAUGGAAUAGAGCUGCCUUGGCCAAACACUUCUGGGAUAUUACUAACAAAAAAGAUAAGCUCUGGGUAAAGUGGAUGCACAUGUUUUAUAUAAAGAACCAAAUGUUCUAUGAUUGUCCAAGCCCAAAGCAGGCCAGUUGGAUGAUUAGGAAGGUUAUGGAUGCCAAAAGUAUAUUGCAAAAUGCAGAUUCAGGUCAACCCUCGACAUGGUAUUAUCAAACAACUAUACCUAUAACUUAUUGGUAA
This is a messenger RNA of Lycium ferocissimum, 999 nucleotides long. RefSeq lists its product as uncharacterized. Lineage: Eukaryota; Viridiplantae; Streptophyta; Magnoliopsida; Solanales; Solanaceae. The transcript has a single exon. The coding region runs from base 1 to 999 and encodes 332 amino acids. The record is from RefSeq and is a predicted model, not a curated record.